CUGUGAUAAUGUGUUUUGUACCUCAUGUAUUCAACAGUGGACAAAUAACAAUUCAUCUUGUCCAUUUCGAUGUCCACAGUUUGAAGAAAAACGUUGUCCACCAAUGAUCAAUGCUCUACUGUCAAAAUUAAAAAUUAAAUGUAAAUUUGUUGAUAAUGGUUGUACCGACGUUCCUCUCUAUGAUUCAAUUGAAAAACAUGAAAAAGAUUGUCAAUAUCAACAGUUAAAAUGUCGAGGAUGUUCAGAUCUAGUGUUGAAAAAAGAUCUGACUAAACAUGAAUUAGUCUGUGCAGAAGUUAAAGUGGAAUGUAUAAAAUGCAAAUGCAUCUAUAAACAACAUGAUAAGCAUGAGCUCGUAGUAUGUUUGAGCGUACGAUUAGAUACAGCCGAGAGAAAUGAUCAACAUAACAAAACCAAUUUAGAAACUCUCAUAAAAUGUGUCAAUACUCGCCUGGAUGCAACUGAGAAAAAUGAUCAACUAAAUAGAGGAAAGAUUGAGAAAUUGGAAAAAAUGGUUGAAAACCUUUGAAACGAUCUUACAUGAACAUAAAUUAAUAUGUCCUCCAUGGAAUCAAGUUCUUCAGAAUAUACCACUGGUUACACUAGAAAAGAAUUGGUAUAUUAUAUAUGACCAUCCAUAUAGCUGGGAUACAACAACUGAGGAACUUCGUCAGCUGUAUACCAAAUGUAUUGAUAAACGAAUAUUGGUUGGUGCUAUAAAUGGAUCAUCUUCAACUGUUCUGGCAUUAGCUGCUGUUGGUCCGUCUACUAUUUUGCAACUUGAAACUUCUCUUAAUCAACCCAUUUAUUAUAACAAUGUCUAUUGGUAUCUCACUUCUAAUACAUCAUUUGGAUUUUCGCCAUUACCAAAAAUAAUUCAAAGUAAGGUAGAUAUAGAAACUGUAGAUGGCGAUAAACGUCUAAGUUGGUAUCUGGAUCGGGCUACUGGUGGAUGGCGAGCUGGUACGACUACUGGCCUUCAUCAUGAUAAUAAUUGGCGUAAAAUAAUAAUGACAGAAAAAUGA
Molecule: messenger RNA, 1025 nt
Organism: Didymodactylos carnosus
Lineage: Eukaryota; Metazoa; Rotifera; Eurotatoria; Philodinida; Philodinidae
Source: the annotation of a GenBank genome assembly